CUCCUAGAUUCUGCCGCGUUCAUUUCGUCUCGGAAUCCUCUUGACCAUGGCUCCUUCCCAGAAAUAGUCUCCAAGCUCGGACCAGAUUGUUGGACUAGUGUGAUCGCGUUCCGCGCAAAACAAUUCGCCGCUCGCCUGUUUGAUCGUGCUCGGCCGCGUAGCGUCUUGUCUGGUGAAAACGCUUCGACCUGCAUUUUAGGUCGCGAUCUUUCCUGGCUGGUUACCAGCUGCCGUGCCUGCUGCCUGGUUUCGGUAGCGUUGCUCUCGUCGUCGACGAAUUCGCAGCCAUGGUGAUUCGCAUACAUCGAAGUCCGUGCGAUCCCCGAGCGAACUGAACGUUUGUUACAGAACACGCUCUCGUCCUUCGCCAAUCGUUGCGUUGUCUAGUACCUCCUCGUCGCAUCGUCUUUCACGAAGCCGAGCGAACAAAAUUCGUCUCGUUACCGCUGCCCCGCGUCGUAAUCGAAUCCCUAUUUUCCGAUAGCCGAUCCUUCAUGUUUUGAUAAGCGGAAGACACUGACCGGAAUUCAACCAUGGACCUAGACGGAAUGAUCAGCGGAGGGGGAAGGGGGGGCCGGGGGGGAGGCGGUCGGGGGGCUACGGCGGAAGAGGGGGCAGAGGCGGAGGCGGAAGGGGAAGAGGCGUGUGCAGAUUCUGGCUGGAGGGUAACUGUAGAAAAGGUGACAAUUGCGAAUAUUUACAUACUGAUUCCUCUGGGGGCGGGGGCGGGGGCGGGUUCGGCGGAGGUGGCGGGGGGUUCGGCGGUGGAGGGGGAAGAGGCAGAGGCGGAAACAGGGGCGGGGGAGGGGGAUGGCGGAAGUUUUGGCGGGGAGCGGUGGGGGAGGCAAAGAGUAGGCGGAAGAAGCGGGGAGGGCGUCAGGGCGCGAUUAGGUGACGGGGGAGGCGGGGGCGGAGGCGGGGGAGGCGGCGGGGAGAGGCGCAUUCCGCGGCGGAAAGCUUGCAAGUUCUGGCUGGGGGGGAGCUGUAACCGCCACAACUGCAACUUCCUACAUGCUCACACGACUGCUGCUGACGUGGAGAUGAUGACUGAGCUGACGGGGCACGAGAAGGUGGUGCGCGCCAUAGCACUUCCCGAGAGCUCCUCGCAGCUGUACACGGGCAGUCAGGACGGCACUAUCAGAGUGUGGGACUGCACCACGGGGCAGUGUGUGAGCGUUGCCGCCAUGGGAGGGGAUGUGGGAGCGCUGAUCACCAACUCUGGAUGGCUCUUUGUCGGCCUGCCCAACCUUGUCAAGACGUGGGUGCUGGCGAGUGGAGUGCAGAGCGACUUGCCAGGGCCAACAGGAUCCGUGCACCAGCUCCUGCUGCACAACGGCAUGCUGUUUGCGGCCUGCAGUGACGGCAAGAUUCUGUGCUGGAAGUUCAACCCGGCCUCGCAGCAGUUUGAGCCCGUGGCGUCGCUGACAGGUCACACGGCUGCUGUGGUGUGCCUUGAGGCCACGGCCACGCACCUCUUCUCAGGAUCCAUGGAUAAGAGCAUCAGAAUAUGGGACCUGAGCACGGGAGCAUGUGUGCACACGGUGCUUGCUCACGACCACGUGGUGAUGGCGCUGGUGGCAUGGCACACUCAUCUCCUCUCCUGCUCGCUUGACGGCACAGUUAAGGUGUGGGCGCCAUCAGCCGCGGGAGGGGGCGCUAUCGACCUCGCUUUCACUCACACAGAUGCGGACGACAAAGGGGGGAGCGGCCAGAGCGACAGAGAACCUGAUGGAGCCCUGGCCAUGCGGGUGAGCACGGACCUAGCGGGCAAUCAGGUGCUCAUGGUGGCGUACAGUGACAACUCUGUGCGACUCUACGACCUUCCAUCGUUCACGGAGCGAGGGGCACUGUUCACCGUGCAGGAAGUGCGGUCGCUGUGUGUGGGGCCGAGCGGGCUCAUGUUUACUGGAGACAGUGCAGGGACCGUCAAGGUGUGGCGAUGGACGCAGUGAGAGCUUUAAGGGGAGGAAGGGAUGGGUAAAGAGUACAGGGGGCGUUGAGGUGCGGCUGCUGUGUGUGUGGGGGCCUGAGUGGGCCCAUGUUGACCAGAGGCAGCACAGGGAAGGUCAAGGUGUGGUGGUGGACACAGUGAAGGAGGUUCAUCAGUUGCUGGGGGGGGAGGGAGGGGGGAAGAAACUAUCAAGGUGCGGUCGCUGCGCGUGGGGUCCAGUGGGCUCAUGUUUACUGGGGCAGCGGAGGGAUGGUCAAGGCGUGGUGCUGGAUGCAGUGACAGGCAGGAGAGUUUCAAGAUAUUUCACUCGGUGCAGUGCGGCCCAAAAGCAGCAAUGAUGCAGUUGUUGUUACCGUGAGGGGACCAGCCAAGGCUCAUGUAGGGCAACGUGUUUAUUGUAGGCUCGGAAUGGAAGCAUUGGUAGCGUUUGACUUGUUUAGGGUUUGGACUACGGAUGUAGCAAGUCUCAUAAGCCUGUUUAGGGUGCUAUUAGAUAGAGGCAAGGCAGAUCCAAACUGCUUGAAUCAAUGGCAGCCUAGGAUGGAUAAGGGGGAUCUAGGAGAGCUCAGGGGAAUAGUGGAGGUAAGAAAGUGUGCAUCCAACUUAUGGGGCUUGGGGAUUAGAUGACAUGCCAUUACAAAACAUGUAGGUACUUGUAAU
Closterium sp. NIES-67 is the source of this 2611-nucleotide messenger RNA. The record is from the annotation of a GenBank genome assembly. NCBI's taxonomy places the organism in Eukaryota, Viridiplantae, Streptophyta, Zygnematophyceae, Desmidiales, Closteriaceae.